Clunio marinus is the source of this 180-nucleotide messenger RNA. Lineage: Eukaryota; Metazoa; Arthropoda; Insecta; Diptera; Chironomidae. The record is from the annotation of a GenBank genome assembly.
AUGAAUACAUGCGUAUUGGCACAAUCAUUAAGCGAAAUUGUCAGUAAGCAAGUGGCAUUGUUCAUUCAACUGAAACAACACAAACGAAUUUUUAUUUUGCGAUGUGCUGUUAUUGAUUCCACCCUCAAAAAACCAACUCAUACAUAUGACAAACAUUUAUUUGAACACGAGAAAAAAUAA